Molecule: messenger RNA, 5605 nt
Organism: Trichomycterus rosablanca
Lineage: Eukaryota; Metazoa; Chordata; Actinopteri; Siluriformes; Trichomycteridae
Gene: setd1bb
Product: SET domain containing 1B, histone lysine methyltransferase b
Exons: 19
Coding region: 1-5502 (1833 amino acids)
Cellular component (GO): Set1C/COMPASS complex
Molecular function (GO): histone H3K4 methyltransferase activity; protein binding; RNA binding
Source: RefSeq, a predicted model, not a curated record
AUGUGCGAAAGCGUACAGAGGGAGGAACAGGAAGAUAACGAAGACAGAGCGCCGAUCUGGAGCAGCUACAAACUGAUUGUGGAUCCAGUGUUGAAUGGUGGGAAAGAAAAGCUCUACCGCUAUGAUGGACUGCAUUUCAGCGUACCUAAUGCAGACGUUUUUCCACCAGAAGUCAAAGACCCAAGAUUUGCUCGCAUUUGGAUCAAAUUCAAAGAGACAGAUCUGCCAGUCCCCAAGUUCAAGAUUGAUGAGAAUUAUGUUGGUCCACCAAAAGAGGUGACGUUCGCCAGGUUAAACGACAACAUCAAAUCUGGUUUCUUAAUGGACAUGUGCAGAAAGUUUGGAGAGGUUCAACACUUGGAGGUUUUGUACAAUCCUGUAAACAAAAAACAUUUAGGAUUAGCCAAAGUCAUAUUUGAAAGUGUCCGAGCCACCAAUGAGGUCGUGCAGAAACUUCACAACACAUCAGUUAUGGGAAUCACCAUUCACGUAGAGUUGGACCCUAAAGGAGAGAAGAGGACGAGAUAUUUCCAGCUGCUUGUAAGUGGGCUUUACACGCCCUUCACCUUUCCUUUAGGGGACGAGGCCUGGAGACCACAGUCACCAUCCUACACUUCAGACUCUCUUACUGAGGAUGAACUGGUUAAACGUCUGACCCACGGGUUGUUGUCUUCUUCUCUAUCCUCAUCCUCAUUUCUCCUUGGCUCCACCCCAUUUGAUGUCUCCACACCGAUGUCUAUGGACACUGCCUACUCCAGCAUGCAUCAAGACACACCCAGCAGCUUCUGCCAGGAUACGCCCCACUCCUCGCCCGUGUCUUUCGUGUCUCACAGUAACCCAGGAACCCCUCCACAAUGCAGGGGGAAUGAAACAGAUACCCACAUACACACGGAUACACCCGGAUUAAAAACCCAGUCUGAUUCUCAGCCCUUGUAUCGCAAUCCUCACCUGGUACAGCUGACCCCACACACGCCCAACACAAGGCCAGGGGCUCAGAACGUAUCUACCUCCCAGUCUCACCAGACGGGCAGAACUCCUCGUGGUAGGCACAGGGGUCAAGUGUGGGGUGCCAAAUAUCAGAAUGCGUAUAACCGCAGGCCUGAACAUCGCUAUGUGCACAGACCAGGAUUUAACAGUUCCCAUUAUCGUUCUGGCAACAAUUUAGUGCCAUUAGGACCUGCAGCAGCUCAGACGCAGAUGGAUAUAUCUUCCAAGAAACGUACAGAAGCUUUGGGACAAAAAGUGACACCUUUUAUUAGUAAAGCCUUAAACACUCCUAGUCGGCCAUCUACAGGAAUCAAAGUCAAGGAGCCAAUUACACCAGUUUCCCCCAGAGUCAGUACACAUCAUAAACAAACAUACAGGAAGAUUGUGGACAAUGCUGUGCACAUAAAACCAUCUCGCACCUCGUAUAAUUCUCCUCCUCAUGUGCCCAUGGACACAUCUGUUACCCAAACCCCAAAACAAUGUUCCUCUCCAGGGCCAGAAAAAAGCCCUUUAAUUGCAGCACCUUCUCCAGACCCGGUUCCAAGCAGCCUGGAUUCUCGCAUCAAGAUGCUUCUGGGUAGUCCAGAUCCUUUCCCGAAUGGAGAAAUUUUAGAUUCUGAGGGUCGUGUUUCUCCAGACAUUCCUCCUUCUUCUGAACCCCUUGAUGUGUCAGCCUCUCUGAAUUGCAGUUCCAGUCAGUUUAGCUCUACACUGAAUCAGCAGGCCUCGCCUGGGUCGGGAAUCGAAGACGUGAGUCCUUUCCCUCUCCCAGACUCAGCAGAAGAACAAGAAGAGUCUGAAUCAGACAAUAAAGGUCCUUCCAGGAUACCUGUGAUUUCAAACAUGUGUUUAACGACACGCUCAGCACAUCCAUCUUAUCACACACCUACGCUGUUCCUACAAGAGGGUGAAACCUUAGUUCAUCCAACUGACCCUGAACCCCACAGUGAAAGUGCUGCUCCUGUAUUCCAAAUGCCCCCUCCUCCUGUUUUAUUACCUCCACCUGGUUUUCUGCCUCCAAAUUUACCUCUUUGUGGACCUCCGCCCUCCUUACUGCCUCCUGUUCCAUCCUUGCUAAAUUCUUCCUCUUCAAAUCCCUCAGUACCACCUUCACUUUUUUACCUCCCACCGAAGGUCCCAGUUAGCAAUGUUAACAGACCCUCUCGGUUUCCUAGCCCUCCUGCACCCCUUCCCAUUCCAACCAGAAUAACCCAGGGAAAAUCCCAACCCGUUUACCCCACACCUUUUCCCAUACUGGCUCCUCCGACACCGCUGCCCUAUCAAGCUUUUCCUUCAUGGCCACCUCCGCCCGUGCCUGUGUUUGACUCAUCGGUGCCUCCUCCGGGUUACGUUCCUGUGAGCGCUUCACUCCACAAAGCCACAGUGGAUGGAGUGAUGGCUGCUGUGGCUGUUGAGCUCAGGGCAAUAGUGAAGAAAGAUAUUCAUCGCAGGAUGAUCGAGGUCGUCGCUUUUGGGGAGUUUGAUCAGUGGUGGAAUGAGAACGAACGCACAGCUAAGAUAUCAACAGGUCAUCCUCAGCCUGUGGACAGUAAAGAGAAAGAAUUUGUAAAACCCAGAGAUUUGGACCAGUGGAAGACUGUCGAGAGUGUGGGGGCAGAUGGCACAACAUUGGGCACAGGACUAAGUGUGGGUCUAAGAUCUGCUCUUAAACUUCCUUCAUUUAAGGUAAAACGGAAGGACCCCUCUAGUGAGGACUCUGUAAAGACCAAAAGGUUGUGCCCUUUAUCACCUGGUCAGAGACUCUCUGCAGAAACAGAAGCAGAGCAGCAGACGUAUACGGAGGAAGAAGCUGUAAAUGAGCCCAAAACAGACCAUGAGGUCUCUGUGGUGAAACGGCGGCAUGCCAGGCCUCUGGAACUCGACAGUGACGAGGAAAAGGAGGAAGAGGGGAAGGAGGAGGAACAGAAUUUAAGAAAAUGGGAUAAUUCAGGGCCUGAAAAUGAAGACAUGAAGGAACGAGAGCUUUCUAAUAAUGAUCAGGAUAAGAGUGACAAAAAUGAAGAGUGGACCUCAGCUGAUAGACAGGAUGAAAGUCACUCAGAUCAAGAAGUAAUCAGCACAGCAUCACCGGAGUCCUUAUCCUUCAUUGAAGUGGAUUCCAGCUCCACAGUCUCCCCAACAUCUGACUUAAGCUCUUCCUAUGAGAGUCGGUACUCUUCUGAGUACUCUUCAGACUCUGCAUCCACUUUUGAGGAGGAUGAUGAAGAUGAGGGUGAAUCUCUGUCCUCUGAGGCUGCUGAAGAGCAGACGGCACCAGAGGAAAUCUGGAUCUCAUCAGAUGAAGAAGGUGAAAAUGAGCAGAUCAUUAGCAGUCCUGCUGGUUUCUCCGUGAACUCCUGGGAGGAUGAGCUCGACCCUCCGCUGACACCGUCCGCUCCAUUUUUUAAUGCUGAAGACCUGGACGAAGAUCUACUGAGUCUUCCCAGGGACCCAGGUCAAGAGGAGGAGCUGCGGGUGCGAGUGUUUCUGCACAGUUAUGGCUGUCAGGAUCCAGUCAAGCAGCACUUAUCCAACAAACUAGACCUAACAGACCCAGCUUUGCUUUCAACCAGAGAACUAGAGCUGCAGUAUCCACCAUCACCAUCCUACAGAGCAUCGUCCUCAGAUGAGGGGUUGGAGACUCAAUCAGAAACAGAACUGGAGGAUCCUAUUUACAGACCAGAUUUACUGGAGGAUUCUGGGAACCUUAGACCCCCCACACCCACUGGCUCCCAGUCUGAUAGCGACCCCGAACUCGAACUCGGACACAGACUCUCACUCCCUGCGUCUGAGGAAGAAGAACGACCUCCUACUCCAGGUGGAGGUUUUGAGACAGAGAUGGAAACUCCUGUUCUGUCUCCUGCUCGUGCUUCACCGCUCCCUCCUCCACCUUCUCCUACAGGCGCCCAUGACUAUCCUUCUCCUCCUCUCUACUUAUUCCCUCCUCUUCUGCCCCUAUACCCUGCUUAUGAGGAGACACCCAAAACUCCAGGCCGAAACAAAGAGGAGCUUCAUCAUUCUGUGGGUUUAAAAUCAUCACUCAGGAUGGCCAUGCACAGCCCGUUUUCGCCUUCCUUUCUUUCCGUGUCGCCUCAUGCAGGAAAUGGGAUUCCCAGGACUCCGGGACGAGACGUAAACCCUAUGUCACCUCUUUCUGAGGAAAGUGAGGUCAAUUUUAAUCAAAGGGAGAGUCUGCGGCAAAGGGGUCGAUGGCAGCAACAUUCACACCCUUACUGGGUGCAUAGCGCCAGCUCGUCACCUCACUCCUCAGACUCCUCAGGUUCAGAAACAUCAAACUCAUUUCACCCUCGACAGCAACCGAGUUUAUCCUCGAAUCAGUUAGAACGUUUAGAUGUUUUGCAACUCAGGAAAAAAAGAGAACGACUUCAGCACAAACGAAGAAUGAUGUUUAUGCACCAAAACAAGCACAAAACAGACACCUCAGAUGUACCUCUGAGCAGGGAGUUACAGCGAAUAGACGUUCAGGCCAAAAAGCCACUUCAGGGCCUAGAAAAUCGCCUGGACAACCAACUAGAGACUGAGCUUCACCAGAAGGCACUAGGUCACCGAAAGGCCCUGUACUCAUACAGAAACAGGACAUCAUGCCCACGUCAAUUCACUCCACGCUCCAAGCGCAGAGAGAGGUUGCUUAUCAAUGCUGUCUGGACUAAGGGUGUGAACAUGGAGGAGAUCGGUCACCUGAAGGCCUCUUACGAGAGGAUGCUGCAGCAGGACGAUGCCCAUGAUUGGCUCACCAGCACACAUUGGGUCCCCCAUCCUCAUUCCAGUUCACCCAGCAGUGCUCCUGUAGAAUGGCCGACAAAGUCGAACUGCAUUCGGUAUCACCUGACAGGAUGUGCCCGCACCGAGGGAUAUUACAUCAUCAGCAAGAGGGACAAAUUGCAGUACCUCCAAGACAGUCACACAGUUUCAGAGGAAGAAACAACAGACACCCGGUGUAAGAACACGCAGACUCAGUUCUCAUCAUCAUCCCGGUCCGGAUCAGAUUUUCGGGCUGAACAGCGCCGCCUGCUGUCUUCCUUCAGCUGUGACAGUGACCUGCUCAAGUUCAACCAGCUCAAGUACCGUAAGAAGAAGCUGCGCUUCAGCAGGAGUCGAAUUCAUGAGUGGGGUUUGUUUGCAGAAGAGCCAAUAGCUGCUGAUGAAAUGGUGAUUGAGUAUGUGGGAGAGAGCAUCCGUCAGGUAAUAGCUGAUAUGCGUGAGAGACGCUACGAGCAGGAAGGCAUCGGUAGCAGCUACCUGUUUAGAGUCGACCUGGACACCAUCAUCGACGCUACCAAGUGUGGCAACCUGGCCCGGUUCAUCAACCACAGCUGUAAUCCAAACUGCUAUGCGAAAGUCAUCACGGUUGAAGCUAAAAAGAAAAUAGUCAUCUAUUCUCGCCAGCCGAUCGGUGUCAACGAAGAGAUCAUGUAUGAUUAUAAAUUCCCCAUCGAGGAUGAGAAAAUACCUUGUCUGUGUGGAGCAGAGAACUGCAAAGGAACUCUCAACUAGCAACAAUGCUAUUUUAUGCCACUUAGAGGGCUAUGUAUAUAAAAAUAGAUAUAUUCUUUAGUUAUUUUACACAAAGAGGACUCUUAUAAUGGUACUUAAUGUU